Molecule: messenger RNA, 1644 nt
Organism: Ananas comosus (pineapple)
Lineage: Eukaryota; Viridiplantae; Streptophyta; Magnoliopsida; Poales; Bromeliaceae
Product: GATA transcription factor 19-like
Exons: 5
Coding region: 440-865 (141 amino acids)
Biological process (GO): regulation of DNA-templated transcription
Molecular function (GO): protein binding
Source: RefSeq, a predicted model, not a curated record
CCCUAAACUACUCAGCCCAAUUACCAAAAAAAAAAAAAGAAAAAAAAAAACCUGAUCUCUCCCUCCUCUCCCCUCUCUCAAACCCCUAAAACCGUAGACGUAGAACCCCUCGCUUUCCUACGCCGCCGCCGCCGCCGCCGCCGCCGCCGCAGCCGACGAGUGGCGGCAAGAGUUCGGCUAUGAGGAUCGCACGGGGACCGUAAAUAGCUAUGAUCGCCAUGUAUCCUUCCGCCACAAGUCGCCGGAGGAGUGGGCGCCAAACGUCGAGGCGGCGGCAGUGGUGGGGCAAGAGGAGUCCGGUGACCGCCUCCUGGCUGUGCUCGCGGUGGCGCUGAAGGCGCAGAAGGAGGAGAUAAAGAAGAAGAUUUAGUAUCUAGGAUGCGUUUCGUUUGCUCCUAAAUAUCAAAAUCGAUGAAAGAUGGACAAAUUUGCUAGGUGAAUGUUUGUAACAUCAAGUGCUAGUCUUGAUCAUGAUAACCAUCCAGUUUUAUGGAUUGCAAGGAUAGAACCAAUCACAGCUCUGUUUUGCUGCCACACUCCUUUGCCAACCAAAGCAGCUGAAAGAGUGCAAAAUGUGGCAGAUAAAGUGCAAGCGGUGCUAUUACUACUGGGAGGGUGUGAAGUGCCCUCUAGUGCAGUUACUUUGGCGGUCCCCUCUCUCAAUGUAGACGAGAGUAUGACAGCACCUACAAGUCGGAUUGCUUCUCUAAAUAGGUUUCGCGAGAAGAGAAAGGAAAGGUGUUUUGACAAGAAAAUUAGAUAUGCUAUCCGCAAAGAUGUUGCUCUCAGCCUGGCUCACAUUGAACAUGCAUCACAUAUCUGCACUCGUUGGGUACAGCAGGUGUUGUUGUGCAUCAGAAUUUAGAACCUCUGAACAUAUUAUGUGAAUGCCCGUAUAUACCUCUAUAUAAACAAAAGAAGAAGUAAUUGUAGACAAAGACAGUUGCAGGAAAAACUGGGCCUAUUUUUGCUGUGCUUCUAUUGUCUGGAAUGUAACUCAAAUUCUGCACAAUUGAAUAAUCAAAUGAAUAUAUAUAUAGACACACACGGCGUAAUGAGAUAGUGCGAGAAAUGCUUCAAAUUCAGUUAAUCAUAGUGGCAGCUCAAAGUGCAAAAAAUUUACAUGGGGUAAAGAAAUUGUUAGUUCCAAUCCAAUCCAUUUUAAGACAGUUAUAUGCUGAUAAGAAUUGUCAUUAAAACUAAGUGUGUGAUAAUCAUUAGGUCGCAACAACUUAUGUAAAAGGAACUUCAGUAAUUUCAGCACAUUAAUACUUGGUGGCACAGUUUCCUAGACAGCCUUAUAGCCCUCUUGAGUGAGUUGUAAAUGUCUUAAUUUCUAGUUUUAUAUCUGCCCCCCCCCCCAUUUCUUUUCUCUAUGUUACGUGCUAAACUGACUAUUUAAAUUAGCUUUUUUUGACACUAAUUGUGGUAGAUUUACUCUCAGGCUCUAUUUGGUUCGGAGUUAAGCAAAAGCUAGUUAUUUCAGAGAUAGGAUUAAGUUUGAAUUUAGUCAUACAAAUUGGUUGUAUGGUAUAGCUUUUUAUAUAUUAAUAAGCUGUAGAUAUAAAUUUUAUUAAAAUUUUAAAAAUUUUCUUUUAUUAUCUACCCGCUGUAUCGUGCAGUCCUUAUACUAUUAUAGAAUUA